AUGAGUCACGAUCCGAAUACGUUCAAUAACCCUUAUCCACCACAAGGUGCUUAUCCACCGCAACAACCAGAUGCUUAUCAACAUUUUCCACCUCCACAAGGUGGUGGAUAUCCAGGACAACCUGGCGCUGGUUAUGGACAAAAUCAAAUGCCAUUUCAACCACCUCCAAUGCUACCACGUCCAGAUUUUCCUAAAGAUGAUGAACCAGCUGCAGGCGGAUGGGGCAGUUUUAAUGGUCUUGAAAGCAAAGAAAUCCGUCGUGUUUUUGUUCGAAAGGUUUAUUCAAUUCUUUUGAUACAAUUAUUAGUUACAUUUGGUAUCAUUGCAUUAUUUCAUUUUACACCAUCGAUUCGUUCAUAUAUUCGAAGUUCGGACGGUCAAUGGCUUUACUGGACAUCAUAUGUUGUUUUCCUAGUUACAUAUUUUGCAAUAAUUUGUUGUAAAACUGCUGCUCGACGAUUUCCUGUUAAUCUUAUUUUACUUGGCAUGCUGACACUUUCAAUGGGUUACAUGAUGGGUAUGAUUUCAGCAUUUUACAAGAUUGAUUCGGUUUUAAUUGCUGUCGGUAUAACCGCAUUUGUGUGUUUGGGUGUAACAAUAUUUUCAUUUCAAACAAAAUAUGAUUUUACAUCAUGUUUUGGAGUUUUAUUCGUUAUCUCAAUCGCCCUUAUGGGUUUUGGUAUUGUAUGUAUAUUUACUCGUUCACAAAUUCUAUAUACAGUAUAUGCUGGUCUUGGAGCUGUCGCUUUUUCAAUUUUCUUGGCUGUUGAUACACAAUUAAUUAUGGGUGGAAAACGUCAUGAAAUUAGUGCUGAAGAUCAUAUACUUGCAUCGGUUAUGCUUUAUAUUGAUAUAGUUUACAUAUUUUUAUAUAUUCUUACAUUACUGGGCAAUCGAGAAUAA
This is a messenger RNA of Adineta steineri, 903 nucleotides long. Lineage: Eukaryota; Metazoa; Rotifera; Eurotatoria; Adinetida; Adinetidae. The record is from the annotation of a GenBank genome assembly.